AUGGAUUUUUACAGCGCGGGCUCUGAAAAGCCCUCGGAGCGUUCUAGAUGGACCCCUCUUACCCGCAUGCUUCUCUCUGGAGAAAUGACCCAGGAGAAGCAAAAAGACCUGUCAAUGAGAGAACGCUUCGACAGGUGGAUGAUUAACGAAGGUUACCGCAGAGUUUUCGUCUUUGUUUUCUUGCUCCUGCACGCACUCAUCUUCGCCUUUGCCUCAGUCCACUACGGCGUCAAGGAUAAUUUGCAAACAUCUCGCGAUACUUUCGGCCCAACCUUCACCAUUGCGCGUUCCGCCGCCUUGGUCCUCCACGUUGAUGUCGCACUCAUCCUGUUCCCCGUGUGCCGUACGCUCAUCUCUCUGGCCCGUCAAACUCCUCUCAAUGGUAUCAUUCAGUUUGACAAGAACAUCACUUUCCACAUCACCACCGCUUGGUCUAUCGUCUUCUUCUCGUGGGUUCACACCAUUGCCCACUGGAACAACUUUGCCCAGAUCGCCGCCAAGAACAACCUCGGAAUUUACGGAUGGCUCCUUGCCAACUUCGUCUCUGGCCCUGGCUGGACUGGUUAUGUCAUGCUCAUCGCCCUCAUGGGUAUGGUCUUGACAUCCAUCGAGAAGCCGAGACGUGCCAACUACGAGCGAUUCUGGUAUACUCACCACAUGUUCAUCAUCUUCUUCUUCUUCUGGUCCUUCCACGGUGCCUUCUGCAUGAUUCAGCCCGACUUUGCGCCCUUCUGCGUCAGUAUUGGUACUUCUGCCAUCGGUGUCUUCUGGCAGUACUGGAUGUACGGCGGUUUCAUCUACCUUGCUGAGCGUAUUGCUCGUGAGGUUCGUGGACGUCACAAGACCUAUGUCUCCAAGGUCAUCCAGCACCCCAGCAACGUCUGUGAAAUCCAGAUCAAGAAGGAGCACACCAAGACCAAGGCCGGACAGUACAUCUUUUUCUGCUGCCCUGCCGUCUCUCUGUGGCAAUACCACCCCUUCACCCUUACCAGUGCCCCCGAGGAGGACUACAUUUCCAUCCACAUGCGUGUCGUUGGUGACUUCACCCGUGGUGUCUCCCAGGCUCUCGGCUGCGAUUGGGACCGUAAGAAGGACGACGCUUCCAAGGUUGUUGGUGUCAACAGCGACAACAGCGAGGUUGACCCCGCCCUCCGCCGUGUCCUCCCCCGUGUCUACGUCGACGGACCCUUUGGUUCGGCCUCUGAGGACGUCUUCAAGUACGAGGUUUCCGUUCUCUGCGGUGCCGGUAUUGGUGUCACGCCCUUCGCCUCUAUCCUCAAGUCCAUCUGGUACCGCAUGAACUACCCGCAGAAGAAGACGCGCCUUAGCAAGGUCUACUUCUUCUGGAUUUGCAGAGAUUUCGGCUCCUUCGAGUGGUUCCGCUCUCUACUUCUCGCCAUCGAGGCUCAGGACGUUGACAACCGCAUCGAGAUCCAUACCUACCUGACGGCCAAGAUCAAGGCAGACGACGCGACGAACAUCAUGAUUAAUGACGCAAAUGCCGACAAGGAUACCAUUACCGGUCUGCGCUCUCCCACCAACUUUGGCAGACCCAACUGGGACAUGAUUUUCAGAGGUAUUCGCAAGUUGCACGCACCCGCCGAGGCCGGUGUGUUCUUCUGUGGCCCCAAGGGAUUGGGUAGCGCGCUGCAUAUUUACUGCAAUAAGUACAGUGAACCUGGCUUCUCUUUCGUCUGGGGCAAGGAGAACUUUUAA
Molecule: messenger RNA, 1716 nt
Organism: Colletotrichum truncatum
Lineage: Eukaryota; Fungi; Ascomycota; Sordariomycetes; Glomerellales; Glomerellaceae
Product: NADPH oxidase isoform 2
Biological process (GO): superoxide anion generation; defense response
Cellular component (GO): plasma membrane; NADPH oxidase complex
Molecular function (GO): superoxide-generating NAD(P)H oxidase activity
Source: RefSeq, a predicted model, not a curated record